Molecule: messenger RNA, 813 nt
Organism: Penicillium nucicola
Lineage: Eukaryota; Fungi; Ascomycota; Eurotiomycetes; Eurotiales; Aspergillaceae
Product: SDR family NAD(P)-dependent oxidoreductase
Exons: 1
Coding region: 1-813 (270 amino acids)
Molecular function (GO): oxidoreductase activity
Source: RefSeq, a predicted model, not a curated record
AUGAGUCUUGAUGUUGAAGCUGGUGCUAAUGUGCCCCCCAUCAAGGUUUACCCAGACAAGUUCGCUGGUCAGGUCGUACUGGUUACAGGAGGCGCGCAGGGCAUUGGUGCUGUCACCGCUGAGCUCUUCAGUGCCCAGGGCGCACAGCUGGUGCUUAUUGAUAUCCAAGAGGAAAAGCUGCAACAGGAAGUUGCUUUGAUCGAGGGACGUGGCGGCAAUGCUACCUACCAUGUUUGCGAUAUCACAAACGAGACGUCGGUCCAAAAUGCCAUCGAUUGGGUGAUUUCCACCUUUCACAAAAUCGACAUUCUGGCCAACAUCGCUGGAAUUUACCCUUCAGCCGACAUCACCGAAACCUCGACCGAAAUGUACCGCCGAACCAUGUCGCUCAAUGUCGACGGCACCUUUUUCCUCACACGCGCGAUACUCCCGUACAUGAGAAAGGCUGGGUAUGGUCGGAUCAUUCACACCGGCUCGACGACCUUCCAGGAGCCAGAGAAAGGCCAGGUUGCCUACGUCACAUCCAAAGCAGCCGUGGUCGGACUGGUCCGGGCAACUUCCAAUGAGGCCGGAGCCGGAGUGACGGUGAACGCUGUCAUGCCCGGGCUGAUCAAGACUGAGGUGGUCUGGAACUACGGGGUUCAACCAGACGGUUCUCAUCCGCUGUUUGACAGUGUGAUCCAGAAGCAAAAUGUUAAGCGAUGUGGAUUGCCUACAGAUGUCGCCCAUGCGUUCUGCUUCGUCGCCAGCCCAGAAGCUUCUUUCAUCACAGGACAAAUUUUCGAUGUUGGCGGCGGUGAGACCUUCCAUUAG